CAUCAUUUAUAUUAUUCUGCUAUAAUGAAGUAUUUAGCAUUGAGGUCAUUGCUCGUACACAAAUUGAUUUUUCAAAUGAUCUUCCUAAAAUUAUGGAAGUUUAUCUUACCGAUGACUCUCCUAAAAAUGUUAUGAUUGGAUCCUUCUUUAGUGAUAGGUAUCAUAUUCAACCAAUAUUAGACAUUUGUAUAAUAUUAGUUGAAAGAGGUUAUAAUGCGAUAUUAGUGUCACCUGAUAGCAUUAUUCCAUCAUUAGAAUAUCCAACCAUCAAACAUAUACCUUUAGGUCUAAAAAUCGAUAUCAACAAAUUUAAUCAUCAAAAAUAUAAAGAUAUAUUUAAUAUAUAUGAAAAUAUUGUUGUAGAAUACAAUAUCGAUUUGAUUUGGUGUGAUGUAGUGAUGAUAAAUGGUGCUUGUUUAGAUGUUGCUAAUUUUUUUAACAAGCCUUUGAUUGGAUAUGGAAGUUUUCCUCUAGGAUUUACACCGGUCGGUAUUAAACCGAAACAUGAUCUUAACGCAAGAUCAAAAGAUUUGUAUGAACUCGAGUUAUCACAAUAUUUACCGCCAAGCAUCUUGGAGAUCGGAUCAUCGUUUCCGGAUAAAUAUUCAUCGCUCACACGAGAGCUUUCAUCGUUUAUAAAUUCACAUAAUCAAGUUUUAUGCGUGAAUCUUGGCACGCAAAUUUUCAAACCCUCGAAUUACGACUUUAUUUUGCAAUCAUUCAUUGAAGCAAUGAAAAAUAAUUUCAUCAACGGUUUGAAUUGGUCAUUAUCCAAAGCAUCGAUUGACGAUUUCUCUGCCAUUUUUAAUCUCGUGGAUGAUGCAACAAUUCAAAACUUUUCAACAUUAAAUAACGAAUAUCCUAAUAUAUCAUUUACAUCAAAAUUCACUAUAAGCAACUACACCAAUACCAAAUUGUUCUUAAGUAAUGGUGGCACGGAAAGUAGUUAUGAAUCUUUAUAUACAGCCACUCCAAUGCUAUUGAUGCCAACGUGUGAUGAAGGAAUGAGAAACACAGAGAAAAUCAAUAUAGCAGGUAUUGGUGUUGAAGACAUUUUAGAACGAAUCAAAUUUAUGUUAAAUGAUGAACAAGUGAAAAAAAAUGAUAGAAGAAUAGAAUAUCUAACUAAAAUUACUAGCAAAAGAAAGUAUAUAACUGCUGAUUUAAUAGAAUAUAUUUUGCAUACAAGCGGAGAAAGUAACCGUGGAAAAAUCUUAAAAGAGUCGAAUACUGCGGAUUUUCGAAUAGGUUUUUAUGCUACCUAUGGAAAUUUUAUAUUAGCCUUCGGACUUACUUGUAUUG
Funneliformis geosporum is the source of this 1302-nucleotide messenger RNA. NCBI's taxonomy places the organism in Eukaryota, Fungi, Glomeromycota, Glomeromycetes, Glomerales, Glomeraceae. The record is from the annotation of a GenBank genome assembly.